CCCCGCACACUUUCCGGCUUUCUCCACCGCGCAGGCGCGGAGAGGGAGCCAAGAUGGCGGCGCCCGUGGAUCUGGAGUUGAAGAAGGCCUUCACAGAGCUUCAAGCUAAAGUUAUUGACACUCAACAGAAGGUGAAGCUUGCGGACAUACAGAUUGAACAGCUAAACAGAACGAAAAAGCAUGCCCAUCUUACAGAUACAGAGAUUAUGACUUUGGUAGACGAGACUAACAUGUAUGAAGGUGUAGGAAGAAUGUUUAUUCUUCAGUCUAAGGAGGUAAUUCACAAUCAGCUGUUAGAGAAACAGAAAAUAGCAGAGGAAAAAAUUAAAGAAUUGGAACAGAAAAAAUCCUACCUGGAGCGCAGCGUGAAGGAAGCUGAGGACAACAUCCGGGAGAUGCUGAUGGCACGAAGGGCACAGUAGGAAGCCUCUAGGGAAGCUUUCCCUCCUGACCCCUCCCAUUCCUGGCAAGGACAAGGGGCUUGUGAGGGAAAUAGCGUCUGCUAUACCCUGGUGGACGUUUUAUCUGGAUGGCCUGGUAACCCUGUUUUCUACAUCACCCUGAGCCCCUUUCAAAUCCCAAGCCCUUAUUUUUUAUCCUGGCUCUGCCUAAGACAUUCUUCUCCCCUGGGGGUGAGUCCUGAACUCCCAGGAGAGGGGAGAUGGGAGCCAGGACAGGUAGGGGAGCUCUGCCCAUGCCCCCUACUAGUCAUGCUGGUCAGACCAAUAAAAGGCAUCUGUGCCACUCUGCUAA
Myotis lucifugus (little brown bat) is the source of this 753-nucleotide messenger RNA. It is a transcript of the gene PFDN1, whose product is annotated as prefoldin subunit 1. Bases 54 to 422 code for a protein of 122 amino acids. The record is from RefSeq and is a predicted model, not a curated record. The transcript is spliced from 4 exons. Gene Ontology annotation, cellular component: cytoplasm; prefoldin complex. Gene Ontology annotation, molecular function: protein folding chaperone. Lineage: Eukaryota; Metazoa; Chordata; Mammalia; Chiroptera; Vespertilionidae. Gene Ontology annotation, biological process: protein folding.